UAGUGUAAUGGCGGCUCUAGAAGUUGCUGCUACAUUUUCAUGUGUGAAUGAGUAAAAUAAUUUAUAAAAUUUAUGAUUAAUAUACUGUAAUGUUUUAUUGAAAUGUGAUAAAGACAUUUUAACUCUUAUUUAUUUGUUGCCUCUGUUUGCUUAUAGUGCCAGAUUUGGCAUAUAAUACGAAAAUGUCGAGUGACGAGGAUAAGCCGCCAGCACCGCCGGUACGGCUAACCAGCAACCGAGCGACAGACCGGGGCGAUUCAGUAGCCUCAGUUGAUAUGAGGCCACUACCAAAAGAACCUGAUGAUGGUGGAGACAGGAAAAAGAAAACACUGAAGGCCAAAAUCAAAGGCUCCAAAAGUACAGCACACAAUGACAACAAACCCAAUAUUAGCUAUCCAACAAAUUUCGAACACACAGUGCAUGUCGGUUUUGAUACAGUCACAGGAGAAUUCACGGGAAUGCCAGAGGCAUGGGCGAGGCUACUCAUGGCGUCGAACAUCAGCAAGCAAGAGCAGAAGAACAACCCCCAAGCUGUUUUGGACGUGCUCAAGUGGUACGACGCCUCCGCGACGCAGCCGCCGUCUUCCAAAUAUAUGACGUCGGCGCAAAUGCAUACCACACAUUCAGGGUCGUCAGUGUCGCGCGUGUCGUCGAGCAGCCCGUCGUCGUCGACGCCGACCGACACGGAGCACCCCGAGCCGCCGCCGCCGCCCCCCUCCCGCCCCGACCGCACCAAGAGUAUUUACACGAAGCCAAUAGAAGAAGAGGAGCACCCCCGGCCGGCGGCCGCGUCCCCCGCGCCCUCCCCCCACCACGCCCCUCACCCCGCGCUCACCACACAUUCAAUAUGCAGCCGCGCGGAAGUGGGCAGCGGGCCGCCGCUGGACCGCAACAAGAACCCUGCGCACUUGCCGCAGUCGCCGCCGCCACACGCGCCGCCGCACGCGCCGCAGCCGCUGCCGCCGCUGCAGCCGCUGCAGCCGCCCGCCAACGGCGCACAGACCAAUAUUGACACUGGAAGAGCAACAGGUCAACAGCAAAGAAAGAAGAAAAUGACAGACGAGGAAAUAUUAGAAAAAUUAAGGACUAUAGUUAGUGUUGGAGAUCCAAAUAGAAAGUACACAAAAAUGGAGAAAAUUGGACAAGGAGCAUCGGGCACAGUAUACACGGCGAUAGAGACGUCGACAGGCAUGGAGGUGGCGAUCAAGCAGAUGAACCUGAGCCAGCAGCCGAAGAAGGAGCUCAUCAUCAACGAGAUCCUCGUUAUGCGGGAGAACAAACACAACAACGUCGUCAACUACCUCGACAGCUACCUUGUUAAUGAGGAGCUGUGGGUGGUGAUGGAGUACCUGGCGGGGGGCUCGCUGACGGACGUGGUGACGGAGACCUGCAUGGACGAGGGGCAGAUAGCGGCCGUGUGCCGUGAGGUGCUGCAGGCCCUGCACUUCCUGCACACCAACCACGUCAUACACCGCGACAUCAAGUCCGACAACAUCCUGCUCGGGCUCGACGGACAGGUCAAACUCACCGAUUUUGGGUUCUGUGCACAAAUAUCUCCUGAACAAAACAAAAGGACAACGAUGGUUGGGACGCCAUACUGGAUGGCGCCCGAAGUAGUUACGAGAAAGCAAUAUGGACCUAAAGUGGACGUGUGGUCGCUGGGCAUCAUGGCGAUCGAGAUGAUCGAGGGCGAGCCGCCGUACCUGAACGAGAACCCGCUGCGGGCGCUCUAUCUGAUCGCGACCAACGGCAAGCCCGACAUCAAGGACAAGGACAAGCUCAGCGCCGUGUUCCAGGACUUCCUCGACCACUGCCUCGAGGUCGACGUCGACGCCCGGGCCGCCGCCAUCGACCUCCUCAAGCACCCGUUCCUGAAGCUAGCGCGGCCGCUGGCGUCGCUGACGCCACUGAUCAUGGCCGCGAAGGAGGCCGCCAAGGGACAUUAGCGCAGGACCCCGGCGCCGCAGCCGCGCCCCCCGCCGCCAGUGCCUCAACUCUACCGCCGCCACCGACAGUGAGAACCGGUGUCCUUACCGACAUAUGAUAAUUAUAUUGUUGAUCAAGAAUUGAUUGAAUAGGGUAGUUGUAAUGAAACACGAUAAACAAAUGUCACUUUAAUUGGUCUAUGUCAUGUAUAGUAAAAUGUAUUAUUUAUUUGUUUUCAUUAAAGAAUAAUUAAAACGCUUUUGACUCCAAAAGUAUCUGAUUUUGCUUGAUGGCAACUACCCUAUUCGCCGAUAGGCUGGUGUAUAGUAAGGUCCAUGUCAAAGACAUAUUUUAACAAUUGUGUGGUGCGCAUGUGCGCAGCCUUUUUAAACAUAGUGACAGGAUCAGUGGCACCUUUUAGUGAACGAAGAAACUAUAUAACCUACGACAUAAUAUUUGGCCAAAUUGUACAUUAUGAUAAUGUCAUUAAGUAAGUCUGUCAUUACAUAGGAGAAAAGUAAAAAGUAUAUGACGACCAAUGCACGCGUGUCAUAAGUUUUACAACACACUUUAUGUCGCCAUUUGAAUGGGACAUACUACAUGUGUGUUGUUCACUACAUAAUUCAGCAAUAAGAAAAUGUUCGGAAAUUUAUCGGCAGGGAAUAAUGAAACAUGCUAGUUUGACCCGCAAGCACUGACGAAGAAUAUAUAAAUGCACCAUCAUCUUUACGACCCACUACCUAAUAUAAACGUUCUUUUGUUACUACAAUUCCUCUCUGCCCUAUAUUUUAACCAUGUGAUAUUUUCAUAACUGGCAAAAUUUUGGGGUCAGUCCGGUAUCCGGGCCGUCUGACUGUACUGACUGCACAUCGAUUUAUAGUAUGUACUAUUCAGUCUGUGUUUGCGUAAAAAACUAGCAAUGUAAUAGUUCUCACUGUCUAGCGUUACGUGACGCCGGCAGCCGCGCUGCUCCAUAGAGGUAUCAUAUUUUUACAAGAGAUUGAUUAGUCAAGUGCAGUCCAGUAACUAUAAAGAACCGUAGUGUCGUUUAGUAGUUAUUUAUUCUGAUAGCGUCAUCUCUUAUUAACGCGUUUCGUUCAACUGUUUUGAGCGAGAGGGCGAAUAGUGUAGAUAGAUAUUAGAUUGUAGGUACGAGUUUUUAAAGUUACGAAUAUUCUAGCUGCGAACGAAGACUGGCAGUUGUUUAGGUGACCUUGUAAAGUAUAAAUAGUAGAAUACUGUAGACCCAUAAUAGUAUGGAAUUAGCUUACUGUGAUGGUAGGUGAUAGCCGGCGGCAGUUAGGGAACACUUCGAUACGAGGCAAGACUCCUGUGGGGUUAGCGUGAGAUUUUUCGAGAACGUACAAAAUUAAUAAUCCCCCUUGCGUGCGAAAGAGGAUCAUUGUCCAUAGAAAUCGGCGGCGAUUUUACGUAUUCGCAAAAACUCAUGCUAAUCCCACAGCCCACCGAUAGAGACGAUAGCAGUCUGUAGACUAAAGCCGUAAACGUGGACAGAGGUCCUUCAAGGUCAUAACCGAUUACACCGCUACCUCAUGAAGAAAUUAUAAUAAUUGAAAUAUAUUUUUUAUAGCGUAGAAAUAUUUUACAUUGACAACAUAUUACCGGUCAGCUCACUUACAGCUGCCGUUAUGUUAUCAAUGAGAAGUAUGGCUACAAAGGAAGCUAUAAGUUCUGCAUUCGAAUUUUAUCGGGUGGGAGCGGUGUGAUAGAAGUCUGCUAUGAUCUUAAUCUAUUAUUCUAUAUUUAUUUGUAUUAUUAUAUUAAUGAUGACUGACGAAGAUUAAGUUCAGUUUGAAUAUAAUUAUUCGUAUAUUCCUAUUUCGAAAUAGAGUAUUUGAGUUUUAUAAAAUGGUUUUAUGUAAGUUAUUAUUAGUGCGGUGAUCAGCUUUUAUAGAUUUUGAAGCAAAUGAUGUUUGAUAUGAUAUGUGUUUGUUCAUGUAUUUGUUUGUGACGAUGUUGGCUUGUGUCGCUUACAUGCUUUCAAUAGUACUAGUGACUCAUAUUGUUAUUUAAGAUAACUGUUAAUUUAUUAAAAGUCACUAACAAUUCUAAUUUUCUAUUUGAGAUUAUUGUUUGAUAUGGUUUAUUAUGUUUCAAAAUUUUUGGUUGUACGAAAAUUCAUAACUGUUGUAUUUUAAAUAAUGUUGCUGGUAUUAAUCUGCCGGAUUUAAUGAAUGAUUUUUUGGUUGACUGGUAUUUAGUAUGUCUCAAAGCUAAAUUGAUACAUGUGUUAGUCAUGAAGCGAAGCAUUUACAUAGUAUUAAGUUUAUAUAGUCUAUCGGAUGAUGAAUAGCAAAUUUAUUUUUCCUUCAUGGCACAAACAAUAGCAUUUUAAGAUUUCAAUCGAGUAUUCGCAAAUAGGCUUAUUAUGUGACUUAUAAAUAGACUAUUUUAUUAUAUUUUGCCUUCACACGUAUAUGACAAUAGUAGUCUAAUAAUUAGUAUGGGACAUCGAUGUACUCCUGUAAUACAGCAACGUAAAGUAUUUUACAUUAUAUUAAGGAUUCGUAAAUGUCCCACAUUUAUCGUUUUAGGUUGUGCCGUCAGACGCUGUUAUUUUUUUCGCUAUAUUGUGUGGAUGAAUGUGAGCGCAGAGAUGCAGAAACUCCGCUAUAUAUUUGUACAGAGACCUCUAAGACACGAGUAGUUUACUCAUUGACAAUAUGAAGUGACCAAUUAAAGCUAUGUAGACUACUAAAGUCGUUUCAGGUUGGUGCAAUAUAGACCGAAUGUUAACAUUAUUUUAUUUUCAUAUUUAUUUGCAUUCUAAAACGUUUGUGAAGUGUAUGAUAAUAUUAUGAUAUCAUUGGUGUCGCCGUAUUGUUUUUAUCUAAAUAUGUAGUUAUUUAAUUUUAUCAAGAUGACUCGGCGGGUUGGAGUCUACACCUUUUGUACUUCUCAUAUCUGAAUAAGAUAGGAGCGUGUAAAUAUACGUAAAUAGAUAUGACAUGGUAAUAAAUCUUUGUCAAAAUUCUCUCUGGGGACGUGAGACACUCAAAGAUAAUGUCUUCUGGAAGUAAAAUAUGAUUGGCAAAUGAUAUAAAUCAACCAUAUUGUUACAUUAUCCAUAGAUGCAGUUUUUAUAUUUUCAGCCAAAUUGCUUCGGUUAGAACGUAAUCCUGUUAUUCAUAAAAAAGUUAAAGCAUACUUGUUUUGACUCGUUCUGUCAAGUAUGCUUAACUUUUUUUAUGACUACAUGUGAUUAUUUUUUCAAAUGGCCUAAGAUACUUUUAUCAUAGGAAUCACUUGAUCUGUAAAUUCAGUAUGGCCUACCAUGCACUUGAAACUAAAUAUGCACCAACCUUUAUAAAAUAUUUGUGCAAUAAUGUAGAAAUGUAAAAAUUAUAGCCAAAACUUCAAGAGAGCUUGAACAAAGUUAUUCAGUAUCUAUAACUAAGAAGUGUAUUAAAUAUGUGAUCAUGAAGAUGAAUUUGAAUGCAUAGAUAUGUUAAGAUGAGAAAGUAACUGUAAUUAUGAACAUAGUCCUAAGUUGAAAAUGUAUUAAUACAUGUAAUAGGUUAUUGUACAAGACAUUUAAUGCAGUUAGAACAUUUUUCAUGAUUUUGUCAGUUGUAAAACACCAGUGCCAUGUAUGAGCAACUUGUGCAUAUAAAUUACAACCCAUACUAUAAUAAAAGACUCACCAUGAA
Molecule: messenger RNA, 5597 nt
Organism: Plodia interpunctella (Indianmeal moth)
Lineage: Eukaryota; Metazoa; Arthropoda; Insecta; Lepidoptera; Pyralidae
Gene: Pak
Product: p21-activated kinase
Exons: 13
Coding region: 183-1946 (587 amino acids)
Biological process (GO): protein phosphorylation; regulation of MAPK cascade; regulation of axonogenesis
Cellular component (GO): cytoplasm
Molecular function (GO): ATP binding; protein serine/threonine kinase activity
Source: RefSeq, a predicted model, not a curated record